Octopus bimaculoides (California two-spot octopus) is the source of this 3582-nucleotide messenger RNA. RefSeq lists its product as uncharacterized. Gene Ontology annotation, molecular function: DNA helicase activity. NCBI's taxonomy places the organism in Eukaryota, Metazoa, Mollusca, Cephalopoda, Octopoda, Octopodidae. Gene Ontology annotation, biological process: DNA repair; telomere maintenance. The record is from RefSeq and is a predicted model, not a curated record.
AUGGCUGAUUUAGACACGAAAUUGAUCUUCCCAGGAAAGAUUGCCAUCACGAAGCUUCGGCCAGACAUAUUAAUCUUUUCUGAGCAGAGGAAUACAAUAGCACUGAUUGAACUUACAGUUUGUGAUGAAAGCAACAUGCAGACAUCACAUGAGAAAGCUUCUGAAGAUGGUGAACAUCGAACCCUUCGCCUUGCUGCUCAUGCUUCUUCAACUGCUGCUGCAAGAGCUUCCAAGCCCCUGGAAGUGAGACAAGACCGCUUGAACACCAUCGCCCAUCGUAAAGGUCUUCGCAAAGGUGUCAUGAAACCAUGCAGUUCCAGAUGGUUAUUACAGGCGUUCGAUUAUAAGCCAGACAUCGAUUAUUCAUCCUACCCUGAAAUCUCCAUUUCCAAUAUGACACUCAUUUGCUCAUUCUGUUCUGCAAAUAAGUGGCCAGGAGAACCUCCUGCAAUGUGCUGUUCAGGUGGAAAAGUGAAAUUACCCGCUUUGGAGGAUCCCCCACAACCACUGCAGGAGCUUCUUCUGGGAACAACUACUGAUUCAAGACACUUCCUACACAACAUAAGAAAAUAUAACUAUGCUUUUCAAAUGACCUCUUUUGGUGCAAAUAUCAUCCGAAAGGAUGGAUUCAUGCCUACAUUUAAAGUCCAGGGUCAGGUUUACCACAGGAUAGGACCUCUUCAAUGUGAUACCAUCCAAGAGCCGCAGUUUCUUCAACUAUACUUCGUUUGCAGCUACCAAGAACAGGCGGCAAAACGAAAUAACAUAUCACCUGGGACUAACUUCCAACUGAUAUUGCAGCUACAGGAAAUGCUUCAUGAAACAAAUAGUUAUGUUAAGAGUUUCAAGUAUGCUUUAGAGAUAGCGUCAGGCCUCAAUUUCAAUGUUGUCAUAGAUGCUGAUAAACGUCCAUUUGGUGAGCAUGCAGGCCGGUAUAAUCAACCAUCUUGUAAUGAAGUCGCCAUUGUUCUUCAAGGUGAACCCUCUAAUCCAAGGUAUAUUGUUUUGUCAUGCCGCGAUAACAGCAUCCAACAAAUACAUGAAUCUCAUAGGGCAUACGAUGCCCUCCAGUACCCCUUGUUAUUCGUUUACGGUGAGGAAGGGUACCAUUUCGGUAUUCCUCAACAUCAUCCACAAAGACCAGACGAAUGUACCAGCAAAAACGUUUCAUGCAUGGAAUUCUAUUCAUAUCGCCUUAUGACUCGAGGAAACUCAAUGAAUCAUCUCCAUUGUUCACGUGACCUGUUCUAUCAAUUUGUUGUGGAUAUCUACACCAAGAUGGAGUCUGAAAGGUGUUUCGUUCACCAUAAUCAAAAAAAGCUAAGGUCUGAGAAUUAUAUCCACCUUCAGGAUGGCAUAAUCAAUGACGUCUUGCUUCAAGAUAUUGGACAGGUUUGCAUUUUACCUUCUUCAUUUACCGGGGGUCCGCGGUAUAUGCAUGAGAGAAGGCAAGAUGCCAUGACAUUUGUAUGUCAUUUUGGUCGCCUGGAUUUAUUCAUAACCUUUACUUGCAACCCCAAGUGGAUUGAAUUAUUAAACAGUCAGAGGCCCACUGACAGGCACGAUCUUCUUGCCAGAGUUUUUCGGUUGAAGCUACAGAAACUCAUGGAUUUGAUCAAGAGAGGACAGAUAUUCGGAAGUGUCAAAUGCGACAUGUAUACUGUUGAGUGGCAAAAAAGAGGUCUUCCGCAUGCCCAUAUUCUCUUAUGGUUGUCCUCAAAAAUCAAUUCAAACAAUAUAGACAGCCUUAUAUCAGCAGAACUGCCUGAUCCAGCGGUAGACCCAGAUCUUUUUCAGAUAGUACGCUCAAACAUGAUUCACAGACCUUUUGGGUAUGGAUUUAACAUCCAUUCACCAUGCUUCAGAGAUUCGAAAUGCACGAAAGGGUUUCCCAAGAAGUUCAAGCUUCAUACUCAGAUGGGCAAUGAUAGCUACCCCCUAUACAGGCGAAGGCGUCCUGAAGACAGUGGGCUCAUGGUUAAGGUAGAGCACCACAAAGUAGACAACAGAUGGAUUGUGCAAUUUUGCCCGCUUCUGUCCAAAGCGUUUAACGCUCAUAUCAACGUAGAGUUUUGCAGUUCAAUCAAGACUACCAAAUAUGUCUGCAAAUAUAUAAAUAAAGGGACAGAUGCAGCUACGUUCUCUCUGCAGCAAGAUGGUAACCGAGACGAGGUAGCACAAUACCAAGUCAGCAGAUAUAUAAGCAGCAAUGAAGCAUUCUGGAGAAUUUUCGGAUUUCCUUUACAUCAAAGGCAUCCGCUUAUUCAACAGCUCGCAAUCCACCUUGAGAAUGGUCAACGCAUUUACUUCACGCCUUCAACUGCUGCAACUGUUGUCGAAUACCUGAAAGACACUACCCUAACUGCCUUUUUCAAGCUAUGUAACGUAGAUACAUUUGCUGAAACAUUGCUCUACCAUCAAGUAUCAUCAUACUACACUUGGAACAACAAUACAUGGAAGCAUAGGAUAGGCAGGCAGGUUAAUGGCUUCCCCACUAUGAAGUUUGACACUUGCCUCGGCAGGGUAUAUACCAUUCACCCAAGUCAGCAGGAGUGCUUUUACCUUCAUGAAGUCAGGGGCCCUAAAUCAUUCCAACACCUGAAAACCGUGAACGGCGAGAUCUGUUCCACCUUCAGGGAGGCAUGCCUAAGACAUGGCCUGCUCGAGGACGAUUCAAAGUGGGAUGCAACUCUUGCUGAAGCUUCCAAUUCGCGCUCUGCUAAAAGUCUCAGAGCCCUCUUUGCCAUUCUUUUAUAUAUAUGCGAGGUAUCAGACCCGGUCUCUCUGUGGCUUAGGUAUAGAAAUGACCUUGCUGAAGAAUAUUACCAACUUCAAAAAAGGCAAGUUCCCGAAAUUAAUUCUGCCAAUGAUCAGAUCUACAACUGUGCUUUGAUUGAUAUAGAAAAUAAGAUUGCUUCAUUGGGUGGAACCACUUUGCAAGUGUACAGACUGCCUGCAACUCUUCGUGACAGAUCGAAUUUUACGUCAACCAAGCUCAUUCGUGAAAUGUCCUACAAUGCUGACACUCUUGCCCAAUUCAUACACGAACAUGAGCCGAAGCUCCUACCAGAACAGCAACAAAUUAUAAGCACAGUUGUGGGAAAUGUUCAGAACCAGAAAGGUGGGAUUUUUUUCCUAGAUGCACUUGCAGGCACAGGAAAAACUUUCAUUAUUAAGCUUCUUCUUUCAAAGCUGAGGCUCAAUAAAAUCAUUGCAUUGGCAGUGGCAUCCUCCGGUAUUGCUGCAACUCUCCUACCUGGCGGCAGGACUGCUCAUUCUGCCUUUAAGCUGCCAUUACACUUAGUGAAAUAUGAAAGCCCCUCCUGCAACAUCACCAAAACGUCUGAAAAAGGCAUGCUUUUGCAGAAGUGCCAAUUCAUCGUGUGGGAUGAAUGCCCUAUGGCCCACAGACGAGCUCUAGAAGCCCUCAACACUUCACUCCAAGACAUCAGGGAUUGCACAACUCCUAUGGGAGGUAUAACGCUUCUUCUUUCUGGCGACUUUCGUCAGACACUUCCUGUUAUUCCCAAAGGGACCAGGGCUGAUGAAGUCAGUGCAUGCCUCAAAUCAUCUUUCUUAUAG